Trametes versicolor FP-101664 SS1 is the source of this 1998-nucleotide messenger RNA. Its product is annotated as zf-UBP-domain-containing protein. The record is from RefSeq and is a predicted model, not a curated record. Lineage: Eukaryota; Fungi; Basidiomycota; Agaricomycetes; Polyporales; Polyporaceae. Gene Ontology annotation, biological process: Ras protein signal transduction; protein ubiquitination. The coding region runs from base 1 to 1998 and encodes 665 amino acids. Gene Ontology annotation, molecular function: zinc ion binding; ubiquitin protein ligase activity. Gene Ontology annotation, cellular component: cytoplasm. The transcript is spliced from 5 exons.
AUGAGAGGCUACCAUAUCCGCAUCUCCCUCGUCGCUGCCUCUGCAUCCGCUUCGAGCUCUACCGCAACCUCAGGCUCAUACAAGCAGGCUUCGGCCAUCGCAUCUGCAGCAUCUGGCAGCCGCAGCGACACCUUUGUCCCUCGGUACCUCUUUCAGCAGCUCCCCUCGCACAACCCAAAGUCUAGCGCGCGGCGCAACACGCUCUCAGUUCAUAGUACGGGCGCACAUCCACACGUUCAAAGCCAGAAACGGACAGACUACCGGCACGGGCCCAUCCGCGUAGACUGGGUGGACUUCUCACACAUGGAUGAGGCAGGCGGCUUCAAGAAGGUCAGCGCGGGCAAGGAACGCGAAACGUCCGCCACCGCGACAUUCGUGCCACACAGCAAGUCCGGCUCGGCCAAUUUACCCGAGGGCGUAGUGCACAUAUUCCGUGACUACCCACAUGCAUCCCCGGCGGAUGGCCAUACCUCCGGUCCCAGGGAUGCCUCCGCGGCCGCAGCUUCUGUGCCAGAUGGAGAAACCGAAGGCACGUCUAUGAAGAACAUUGAGGCGGACGAUGUCACGCUUGCCGUUCUGGCGGUACCUUCGUGGAUGACACCCUCCGACUUCCUCGCGUUCGUUGCGCCUGCGGCAGACGGUAUUGCACAUUUGCGAAUGAUCAGGCGCGCGGACUCGGCACCGAACCGCUCGGUCGUCGUGAUGAAAUUCCGGGACCCUGCAAACGCGGCAGAGUUCGUGGAGGCGUACAAUGGAAAACCGUUCAACAGCAUGGAGCCAGAGGCGUGCCAUGUGGUGCGCGUGCUCUCCAUAGCAAUUGACAGCGACGACCCCAUCUCCGAGAGCAUAACGCGCAUCGGCUCCGCUCGCGUCUCCGGAGCAUACGAGCUGCCCACUUGCCCAGUCUGCCUCGAGCGCAUGGACGCCGCGGUAACGGGGCUCGUUACCGUCCCCUGCUCGCACACCUUCCACUGCGCGUGUCUCAGCAAAUGGGGCGACAGCAGGUGCCCCGUCUGCCGCUACUCCCAGACGCUCCUCUCCUCGCACCCGUCCUCGCCCAACACCUCACGCACCCCGCGCGCCGUCCCGUUCGCGCCCUCCGCGUCCCCGAACGAGCGCUCGCACUGCGCCGACUGCGCCUCCACGACGAACCUCUGGAUCUGCCUCAUCUGCGGAAACAUCGGCUGCGGCCGCUACGGCCGCGCGCACGCGCACGCGCACUACGCCGCCACCACGCACCUCUACGCGCUCGAGCUCGAGACGCAGCGCGUGUGGGACUACGCCGGGGACGGUUACGUGCACCGGCUCAUCCAGAACAAGGCCGACGGCAAGCUCGUCGAGCUCCCCUCCGCAGCGGCCGGGGUCGGCGCGCGCAGCGACGGUGGCGUCGGCGGCGGCGGGCCCACGGCCGCGGACGCGCUCACGGCGGAGAAGAUCGAGGCGAUCGGGAUCGAGUACUCGUAUCUGCUCACGUCGCAGCUCGACUCGCAGCGCACGUUCUACGAGGAGCAGACUGCGGAGCUGCGCGGGCAGGUCGAGUCCAUGCGCUCGCUCGUGGAGCAGCUCGGGGCGGAGGUUGAGCUGCACAAGCAGCGCGCGCACCAGGAGGCCGAGCGCCGUGCCCAGGACGAGGCGGCACGCGUCGCCGAGCUCGAGCGGGAGAAGAUCAAGGCUGAGAAACGGGCCGAGAAGGCGACGGAGCUCGCACGCACGCUGGCCAAGGAACUCCGGGAGGAGCGAGCCGUGAGCGAGGGCCUGAUGAAGAAUCUGGCUGUGGCGAAGGAGAACACGGACGCGGCAUCACGCGAGACCGAUAACCUGCGGACGCAAGUGCAGGAGCUCCAGGACCAAGUGCGGGACGUGAUGUUCUUCCUCGAGGCGAAGAACAAGAUCGAGAGCGGCGAGGGCGUCGCUGCGGAAGCAGCGGGUGGAUCGCUCGAGAUUACUGAACAGCCUGAUACGAGACGUAGCGGAGGCAAGAAGCGCAACAAGCAUUAA